AUGGCGUCGCGUCCGUCGCUGAAGUCGAACCCCAAGGGCAAGGGCGGGAAGAAGGGCGCCGCCGCCGACGAGGACGCCACCGCGGCGGCGACCACGGUGCGGCUCGUGAAGGAGUGGACAACGUGGACGAUGAAGAAGGCCAAGGUGGUGGCGCACUACGGCUUCAUUCCGCUCGUCAUCGUCAUCGGCAUGAACUCCGAGCCCAAGCCCUCCGUCUUCCAGCUCCUCUCCCCCGUCUGA
This is a messenger RNA of Miscanthus lutarioriparius, 240 nucleotides long. Lineage: Eukaryota; Viridiplantae; Streptophyta; Magnoliopsida; Poales; Poaceae. The record is from the annotation of a GenBank genome assembly.